AAAAAACCCAAACAGAAGACUGCGCUCGGCCCGUUCUGCGCAUGCUCUGCUGAGUUCGCCUGUUCUAGUAAAAAAACAGACACCCUCUAUAUCUCGACGUGUUGUUUGUGUGUUUUUGUUUGUUUGUUUACUGACCCCGUCCGGAAGCGGCCGUCGUCAUGGCGUACCAGCUGUACCGGAACACCACGCUGGGAAACAGCCUGCAGGAGAGUCUGGACGAGCUCAUCCAGACCCAGCAGAUCACCCCCCAGCUGGCGCUCCAGGUCCUGCUCCAGUUCGACAAAGCCAUCAACACGGCGCUCGCCAACAGAGUCCGGAACCGGGUCAACUUUAGGGGUUCUCUGAACACCUACCGGUUCUGUGAUAACGUCUGGACGUUUGUGCUGAACGACGUGGAGUUCAGGGAGGUGACGGACCUGGUGAAGGUGGACAAGGUGAAGAUCGUGGCGUGUGACGGAAAGAACUCCGGCUCCAACGCUGCAGAGUGACGGCGGCGGCGGCGCUGUGGGCGGACCACGACUGUACAUAUAAUUUAUUACAGCACGGUUACCUGUGAGCGUGUGCGAUCACGUGCAGCAGGUCUUUUUUUAUUCCGAUGGACGGUGUGUUUUCAGUUGGUGUGUGAGCUCAAUCCUCUUUAAUAAAAACUUUAUUUAAAAGGUU
Messenger RNA from Oryzias melastigma (Indian medaka), 663 nucleotides. It is a transcript of the gene gtf2a2, whose product is annotated as general transcription factor IIA, 2. The transcript is spliced from 4 exons. Lineage: Eukaryota; Metazoa; Chordata; Actinopteri; Beloniformes; Adrianichthyidae. The record is from RefSeq and is a predicted model, not a curated record. Gene Ontology annotation, biological process: transcription initiation at RNA polymerase II promoter; RNA polymerase II preinitiation complex assembly. Gene Ontology annotation, cellular component: transcription factor TFIIA complex. Gene Ontology annotation, molecular function: TBP-class protein binding; RNA polymerase II general transcription initiation factor activity. Bases 159 to 488 code for a protein of 109 amino acids.